CGCUACCUAGCCGAGCACGUGAACUUAACAGAUCGAUAUCUUUUUUUGUAGAAAUGGCAAAGAAAUCUAAAAAGCGUCAAUUGGAAGCCGAUGUCAACGUUGAUGAAAAAAUAGGCACUGACAAUUCUGUUGACACCGGUUCAUCAAAGAAGAAAUUAAAAGUCAUUCCAGAAAAAUCUGGAAAGAAAAAUAAAUCAAGUUUUUUGAAACAAAAUGAUUUUAAAAUCAAAGAUAUUCCUGAAAAGCAUAAGCUAGAAAAUGAAACCAUUAAAUUAGAUGUCAAAGCAUCAAACAAUGUAGUGGAUAAAAAAUUAAAAAAAAAGAAUAAAAAGAAGGCUAAAGAGCAAGAAAAGCUGGAAAUGUCUGCAGAUAACGAAACUGCACCAUUGAUUUCUAAUGAUAAAGAAUCUACAAAAUUAAAAAGGAAAGAACUUCUUCAAAAAAAAAGAGCAGAGUUUAAAGCAAAGCAAAAGCAAUUAGGACAUCGAGCAGGAUUAUCUGCAACUUUGUCCAAGUUAUCUUUAGCAGACAUGAAAAAGAGGAUUGCAGAUAUUCAAAGCCGAGAAACUAUUUCCAAAACUGCUAUAAGAAGGCUAAGAAUUUUAAAAAAAAAAGUACAAGUCCUAGAAUCAGGUGGUUCUUCAGAGACUUCAACUGAAAAAGAUGGCACAUCGAAGGAUAUCUUAAAGGAAGAUAAGAAGAAUCAAAUAAAAAAAAAGACAAACAUAAAAGCGAAAGAUGAUGAAGUAGAUCCAAAUAAAAGCAAUGAUAAGAAAAAUAAAAAAAUUACAGACAUAAAGAAUAAAAAGAAACAGAAAUUUGUAGCUAAAAAUUUAAAUGAAAAUCUAUUUAUUGAAGAUAGAAUAGGUGAUUCAGCUCAUGACUCUUCAAAUGAUAGUAGUGAGGAAGAAAAUGGAUUAAAUAUUAAGAAAGUUACAAAAAAUAUUAAAAAAAUAAAAAAGAUAAUGUCUAGCAACUCCAAUAUUGAAAAAGUCAAUAAAAAUGAGAGUAAUUCUGAUGAGGAUGAUGAUGAAAAUAUAGAUACAGAUGAUGAUGAGUCUAAAAAUGACAGCAGAGAAGAAACUAAUGAAUCAGAUAAUCAAGAAAGCAGUGACGAAAGUGAUGAUGAUAAUGAAAGUGAAAAUACCAAUGAAAUUGUAAAAACUGAUAUAUCUGUUACUAAAACGAAAAAAGUACAGAAAAAAAAAUCCAAUCAGGAUGCAAACAAAUUGAAAUCUAAUUCAUCUGAAACAGAUUCAAAACAAAAACGAUAUGUUCUUUUUGUUGGAAAUAUUGCAUAUAAUGCAACCACUGUAGACUUAAAAAAGCACUUUUUAACAAAAGUGGAGAAAGUAAAAGAUGUUCGUAUACCUUUGGACUCAAGUACAAACAAGCCUCGUGGAUUCGCAUAUGUUGAAGUAGAAAAUAGUAAAGAUUAUGAGAAAGCUUUGUCUUUACACCAUACCUUCAUUAAUGGUAGACAAAUUAAAGUUGAAUACACUGCAUCAGGAUCCAAGAAAGCCAGCAGAAAUCCCGAAGUGAUCCAUAAAAAUAAGAAGCUUCAUGCUCUUCGUAAGGAUGGAAAAUUAGUUGGAAGUAAAAAGUUUUCUAAUAAACGUAGUUUUAGAAGAAAUUUCAAAAAUAAUCCCAAUAAAGGAUUUGGUAAAAGUAAGCAAAAGGCCUUUUAAACUACGUGCAAUUUCACCAAAUAUUAUUCUAUGACUUGAAAUUUGUUUCUUAAUUAAGUCAUUUCAUUGAAUGUAUCAUUUUAAUUGCAAGACUAUACACUGGCUAUUCAAAUUAUUUUUCAGUAAAUAACUACAUUUUUUAUAUUCGUUGAUGUAUCUGAUUCAUGAAUUUGUUUAUCUUGUAUAUAUACUAAAUGUAAUUUCAUGUACAUACAUGAACCGUAACAUUUAAAAAAAUAGAAGUAUAAUGGAUAGAUAAAUAUUACAUUAUUUUAAUACAUAAAAUAGGUUAUGGUCAUGAAUGAAGUAAUUUCAAAAAAUAAAUUUGAAA
Messenger RNA from Phymastichus coffea, 2019 nucleotides. RefSeq lists its product as uncharacterized. Gene Ontology annotation, molecular function: RNA binding. The record is from RefSeq and is a predicted model, not a curated record. NCBI's taxonomy places the organism in Eukaryota, Metazoa, Arthropoda, Insecta, Hymenoptera, Eulophidae. The coding region runs from base 54 to 1688 and encodes 544 amino acids. The transcript has 5 exons.